AAAUAUUAAAAAAUAUUGAUGCGUCAUUUACAUGAUAAAAGUUGAAAGGAAUACUUUUGUCUUAAAAAGAAACGUAAUAAAUACCAGACUUCCUCGUUCAAAACUUUUUGCAUCUCUCUCGUCCACCUUUCUUCCAGCUCAGAACAAUCCCCUUCUCUCUAUCUGAAAUUACCAUCCUUAACAAUCAGAGAUAAACAAAACCUGCACAGAUCGCCUUCUUGAUGAUCAAUUUUACCUGAUGCCAGCUUUAGAUGACGCCGGCAACGAAGAAUUGCCGUCUGCGGCGGAGAAAAACCUCUUCGGAAAAUACGAGGUCGGUCGGCUCCUUGGCUAUGGCGCCUUCGCCAAGGUCUACCAUGCGAGGGAUGUGCUCACGGAGCAGAGCGUCGCCAUUAAAGCCAUCAACAAGCAGAGGAUUAUGAAGGGAGGUCUCGCCGCCAACGUAAAACGUGAGAUCUCUAUCAUGCGCAGGCUGCGCCACCCUAAUAUCGUGCGCCUUCUGGAAGUUCUGGCCAACAAGAAGAAAAUCUACUUUGUGUUGGAAUAUGCGAAAGGGGGGGAGUUAUUUGCGAAAGUAGCGAAAUCACGAUUCAGCGAGCAUCUCAGCCGUCGGUAUUUUCAACAACUCAUCUCCGCCGUUGGUUACUGCCACUCACGCGGCGUAUACCACCGUGAUUUGAAGCCGGAAAACCUACUGUUGGACGAGAACUGGAACUUGAAGGUAACCGAUUUUGGAUUAUCAGCUCUGACGGACCAGAUCCGACCCGACGGACUCCUCCAUACGUUGUGUGGAACACCUGCUUACGUGGCACCGGAGAUUCUAUCGAAGAAAGGUUACGACGGUGCGAAGGUGGACAUCUGGUCAUGUGGCAUCAUCUUGUACGUCCUCAACGCCGGUUAUCUUCCGUUCAACGAUCCGAAUUUGAUGGUGAUGUACCGGAAAAUAUACAACGGCGACUUUCGUCUUCCUAAAUGGACGUCGCCGGAUCUCAAACGCCUUCUAUCACGUCUCCUCGACACGAAUCCUGAAACGAGAAUCACCGUCGAUGAAAUCAUCAACGAUCCUUGGUUCAAAAUCGAUUACAAACAGGUAGAAUUUCAUUGCGAUCAUCUCGAAUUGAAAGACGACGACGACACCGCCACCGGUAACAAUUUGAAGGUGAUGAACGCUUUCGAUAUAAUCUCUUUCUCCUCCGGCUAUAACCUCUCCGGCCUACUCGACAAUCAAGAAAUCGGAGAACGGUUUCUAUCGACUGCUUCGCCGGAAAAAGUCAUCGAGAAGGUGGUGGAAGUGGCGGAGGCGGAGGGAUUGACGGUGGUUACAAGAAAGGAGUGGUGUGUGAAGGUUGUAGGAGGGUAUAGUUGUAAUUUCGUGAUGGCGGUGGAGUUAAGACGAUUAACAGAGGAACUGGUGGUGGUGGAGGUUAGGAGGAUAGAGGGUGAGGUGGGGCCCAGUCGACGAAUAUGGAAGGAUAAAAUUAGACCGGGUUUAAGUAAUUUAAUUUAUCAAACCGGUUCGGCCGAUUGUCGAUAAUUUAAUUAUCAAUUAUUGGCCCAAUUUGCUUC
Messenger RNA from Cynara cardunculus var. scolymus (artichoke), 1566 nucleotides. Its product is annotated as CBL-interacting serine/threonine-protein kinase 14-like. NCBI's taxonomy places the organism in Eukaryota, Viridiplantae, Streptophyta, Magnoliopsida, Asterales, Asteraceae. The transcript has a single exon. Gene Ontology annotation, molecular function: protein kinase activity; ATP binding. Bases 239 to 1534 code for a protein of 431 amino acids. Gene Ontology annotation, biological process: signal transduction; protein phosphorylation. The record is from RefSeq and is a predicted model, not a curated record.